Messenger RNA from Penicillium argentinense, 330 nucleotides. It is a transcript of the gene rps21, whose product is annotated as 40S ribosomal protein eS21. Gene Ontology annotation, cellular component: ribosome; cytosolic small ribosomal subunit. Gene Ontology annotation, molecular function: structural constituent of ribosome. The record is from RefSeq and is a predicted model, not a curated record. The transcript has 2 exons. Gene Ontology annotation, biological process: endonucleolytic cleavage in ITS1 to separate SSU-rRNA from 5.8S rRNA and LSU-rRNA from tricistronic rRNA transcript (SSU-rRNA, 5.8S rRNA, LSU-rRNA); translation; endonucleolytic cleavage to generate mature 3'-end of SSU-rRNA from (SSU-rRNA, 5.8S rRNA, LSU-rRNA). NCBI's taxonomy places the organism in Eukaryota, Fungi, Ascomycota, Eurotiomycetes, Eurotiales, Aspergillaceae. Bases 64 to 330 code for a protein of 88 amino acids.
GAAAAACCCUCCACCUCCAACCUCACCGUCGCCCGUCGAAUCCUUUACACCAAACCCGCCAAAAUGGAGAACGAGAAGGGAGAGAUCGUCGAUCUCUACGUGCCCCGCAAGUGCAGCGCCACCAACCGCAUCAUCAAGGCCAACGACCACGCCUCCGUCCAGCUCUCCGUCGGCAAGGUUGACGAGAACGGCCGCUACACCGGCGAGAACGAGACUUACGCUCUGUGCGGCUUCAUCCGUGCCCGCGGCGAGAGCGACGACUCCUUCAACCGCCUUGCCCAGAAGGACGGCUACCUCAAGAACGUGUGGUCCGCCAACCGUCAGCGCUAA